AUGAUUUCCCCCUGCGACCCGGCCAUCUUAACCAAUAACCCCCAAUUCAAAGCCCUACACCAGCAACUAACAACAACAAUAUUGAAUCCCGAUGGCUCCACGCGAGCACAUGCGGCGGAUCCGUCGCGGAGAGCGGUGCAGGCUGAUCUUAAGAAAUAUUUGAUCAGAGCUGUGAAGACAAGAAUUCUGCGGAGGGUUGUUGCGCGGGUUGCUGUGGAGGAGUCGAACGGGGGCUUGGAUGAUGAGCUCCGAAACCUUGUCUCCGUCAUCGUGCUCUACAUCCAACAUACCUCCUCCAGCUUCAAAAACAGUGCCAACAACGAUGAACUCCACUCUCUAUUUUCCCCCGACCUGAAGCGCUUCCACUCCGCCAUCCCCUCCCUCAUCCCCUCUAUCUCCAGCCUUCUCUCCGCAGACCUAUCCCAUCUCAAAUCCUUCGCAAGCACAAUCUCCACCUCCACCUCCAACUCCGACAACCACAACAGCAACAGCAGUGACAGACAACCCGCCCACCAACCAACCAACCAACCACGCCCGCGCAAUCGCCUUCGUCCGCUCUCCCUCAAACCUUCGCCAGCAGACAUCUCCCUCCCAUCUCAACUAUCCAACCGCCUCCGCACCCUGCGCACCAUUCAAUCGCACGAUCUCCCGACAGCCCGGACAAAAUUGACAGUCACGGCUGCGGCGGUGCUGGCUGCGCACGCCCAGGUGAUGGAGCGGAUGAUACAUAUUCUUGAGCGGACGAAACAUGGCGCGUUGGCGCGGGGCGGGAAGGCAAGGGCUGAGCAUGUGGCGGUGGUGUUGCAGGGGAUUGAGGGGAAGGUUUGUAUCAUGAGACAUGAGAUGCUUUCAGCGAUCUACACGCCGGAAACCACGGCUGCGUUGGCGCGUUAUCGCGAUCAUCUGGAUGAUACGCGUUUACGACUGGAGGAGAGGAGGAAGCAGGCUGUGCUGAAGCUGGAGGCCUAUGAGCGGGCCGAUUCUGGUGAGGGUGCUGGUGCAGAUGGCGACGGUGGUUCAGAAAAGCCAGGGGCUAUGGUGGAGAUUGCAAGGAGGUAUGGAGCUUUGGUUAAGGAGGUUGAUGGUCUGUUCUUGGCGAAGUUUUUCCUGCCAACCCAACCUCAAAAGUCCAAAAAUCACAUUGCAUAUCGCAAACCCAACCAAACUCCGUGCACACAAACCUACGUACCAUAUAUUGCCGUUCUAGUGCAUACCAGAAUCAUGGCAGACACCGAAGCCCUCUCAAUCUACGAUGAAAUCGAGAUCGAAGACAUGACCUACGACCCAACCCUCCAAAUCUACCACUACCCGUGUCCCUGUGGCGAUCGGUUCGAGAUCGGUAUUGCAGACCUGCGAGAUGGGGAGGAGAUUGCCGUGUGUCCCAGUUGCAGUUUGAUGGUUAGGGUUAUUUUUGAUUUGGAUGAUCUGCCAAAAGACAACGACGGUACGGGUUCUGGUGCUGUCGCGGCGGCUACGAUCACUGCGAAGGCGUAG
Messenger RNA from Paracoccidioides brasiliensis Pb18, 1494 nucleotides. Its product is annotated as diphthamide biosynthesis protein 3. The transcript is spliced from 6 exons. Gene Ontology annotation, biological process: protein histidyl modification to diphthamide. Gene Ontology annotation, molecular function: metal ion binding. The coding region runs from base 1 to 1494 and encodes 497 amino acids. The record is from RefSeq and is a predicted model, not a curated record.